UUCAUCCAAAAGAUGACUGAACUGUGGAAUUUGUUGCUGCAGAGGUUGGUUGAGGCUGCCAUUUGGGUAUAUUUAUGGCAGAGAUUAAUAUACUCAUGAUUGCUAAGUAGCUUCAGGGUUACAGCUGGAAGGCAGGGAUAUGGUGUUGGAAUAAAUCUCAGCCAUGGUUGAGUGGUGGAGCAGAUUUGAUGGAUGGAAUCACCUAAUUCUGUUCCUGCAUCUUACAUCUUACCAUGACAGAACGAUGACUCCUUCCUAUCCCACAUCAGGUUUUGUGACGUGUCAGGGACAAUUAGAGAUUUGUUCACUGAGUUCAUUAUAUUUGUCUUCAAUAUUUAGAUUUCAGUGAGCAGAAAUAUUUUGUUGUCCUUUGUAUUGUUAACAUGCUUCAUUAUCUUUCAUGUUAAUGUUAGACCUGCGGUGAGAGAUUUAUUGGAAGAAAAACCCACAACUGGAAGCAAACCACGACUGAAGACGAGGGAACAGCAGCAAGUGAACCAGCCCGAGGACUGAGAGCACUGACUGGAGAGAAACCCUUCUGACUCAGGAUUUCCAUUGAUUCAGUCAGGAGCAAGUCUGGUUAAAUAUGACAAGGAAUUUGUCUACGGGAAUCUCGAACACAACACGCCAGUUUUGCUGUCUCUGUCCAGAUAUUUAGGAAGAGGAGCAAGGGAUUCACUCGAUCAUCAGAACAACUGGCGUGCCGGUCAUUUUACACGGGGGGAAUGCAUUCAUCUGCUCAGACAGUGGGAACGGAUUCACUCGGUCAUUUCAACUGAAGGUACAUCAGCAAGUUCACACCGGACAAGGCCAUUCACCUGUUGUAAGUGUGAGAAGGGAUCUAGUCAGUUAUCCCACUUGUGGACACACCAGUCAGUUCACACUGGGCAGAGGCUGGUCAUUUGCUGAGUUUGUGGGGAAUGAAUCACUCGAUCAACUAACCGAAUGGCACACCAGUCAGUUCACACUAGAGAGAGGCCAUUCACCUGCUCAGACUGUGGGAAGGGAUUCACUUCAUUGUCCCAACUGAAGGUACAUCAGCGAGUUCACACCGGGGAGAGGCCAUUCUCCUGCUCAGACUGUGGGAAGGGAUUCACUUGCUCAUCUAAACUAAAGGAACAUCAGAGAGUUCACACUGGAGAGAGGCCGUUCACCUGCCUAGACUGUGGGAAGGGAUUCACUUGCUCAUCUGAAUUGAAGGGACAUCAGCGAGCUCAUACUGGAGAGAGGCCAUUCACAUGCUCAGACUGUGGGAAGGGAUUCACUCGACCAUCCCACCUACAGCUGCACAGGUCUGUUCACACUGGGGAGCGGCCGUUCACCUGCUCAGACUGUGGGAAGGGAUUCACUUGCUCAUCUAAACUGAAGGAACACCAGCGAGUUCACACUGGGGAGAGGCCAUUCACCUGCUCAGACUGUGGGAAGGGAUUCACUUCUUCGUCCCAACUGAAGAUACAUCAGCGUGUUCACACUGGACAGAGGCCAUUCACCUGCUCAGUGUGUGGGAAGGGAUUCACUAAAUCAUCUCACCUACUUAGCCACCAGUCAGUUCACACUGGUGAGUGGCCGUUCGCCUGCUCAGACUGUGGAAAGGGAUUCACUCAGUCAUCUAAACUGAAGGAACAUCAGAGAGUUCACACUGGGGAGUGGCCGUUCACCUGCUCAGAAUGUGGGAAGGGAUUCAUUAAAUCAUCUCACCUACAGUUGCACAGGUCUGUUCACACCGGGGCGAGGCCGUUCACCUGCUCAGACUGUGGGAAGGGAUUCACUUGCUCAUCUAAACUGAAGAUACAUCAGCAAGUUCACACUGGGGAGAGGCCAUUCACCUGCUCAGUGUGUGGGAAGGGGUUCACUCAGUCAUCUGAACUGAAGGUACAUCGGCGAGUUCACACUGGGGAGAGGCCAUUCACCUGCUCAGACUGUGGGAAGGGAUUCACUAAAUCAUCUCACGUACUGAGACACCAGUCAGUUCAUACUGGCGAGCGGCCGUUCACCUGCUCAGACCGUGGGAGGGGAUUCACUUGUUCAUCUCAACUGAAGGUACAUCAGCAAGUUCACACUGAGGAGAGGACAUUCACCUGCUCAGUGUCUGGGAAGGGAUUCACUCAGUCAUCCCAACUGAAGGUACAUCAGCGAGUUCACACUGGAGAGAGGCCAUUCACCUGCUCAGACUGUGGGAAGGGAUUCACUUGCUCAUCUAAAUUGAAGGAACAUCAGAGAGUUCACACUGGAGAGAGGCCGUUCACCUGCUCGGACUGUGGGAAGGGAUUCACUUCUUCAUCCCAACUGAAGGUACAUCAGCGAGUUCACACUGGGGAGAGGCCGUUCACCUGCUCGGACUGUGGGAAGGGAUUCACACAGUCAUCUCAACUGAAAGUACAUCAGCGAGUUCACACUGGAGAGAGGCCGUUCACCUGCUCAGUGUGUGGGAAGGGAUUCACUAAAUCAUCUCACCUACUGAGGCACCAGUCAGUUCACACUGGCGAGCGGCCGUUCACUUGCUCAGACUGUGGGAAGGGAUUCACUUGCUCAUCCGACCUGAGGGUACAUCAGCGAGUUCACACUGGGGAGAGGCCGUUCACCUGCUCAGUGUGUGGGAAGGGAUUCUCUCAGUCAUCUGAACUGAAGGUACAUCAGCGAGUUCACAGUGGGGAGAGGCCAUUCACCUGCUCAGUCUGUGGGAAGGGAUUCAUUAAAUCAUCUCACCUACUGAGACACCAGUCAAUUCACACUGGCGAGCGGCCGUUCACCUGCUCAGACUGUGGGAAGGGAUUCACUUGCUCAUCGAAACUGAAGGUACAUCAGCGAGUUCACACUGGGGGAGGCCGUUCACCUGCUCAGACUGUGGGAAGGGAUUCACUUGUUCAUCCCAACUGAAGGUACAUCAGCGAGUUCACACUGGGAGAGGCCGUUUACCUGCUCAGUGUGUGGGAAGGGAUUGACUCAGUCAUCUCAUCUACAGACACACAGGCAAGUUCACACAGGAGAGAGGCUGAUCAGCUGCUGAGACUUUGGGAAGUAAUUCUGUCAGCAAAAUCAACCAAAUGUGUAUCAUUGAGUUCACAGUGGGGAGAGGCCGUUCACCUGCUGUGAAUGUGGGGAGCGAUUCACUCAGGUCAUUUAACCUUAUGUAACUCUUGCUUCAGCUAGCAACUUAAUAUAGGGGGUGAUAGCCCCUGAGCUUGGCCAAACCUAAGAAAUCUUGUUUGUGUGAAUGCUGCAUGAUGUGUCCCCUGUUACAAAUCAGUACCCCAAAAAUAACAAGUGCUACACAAUAUGCGAUUAAACAAUUGAGCUAUUGAAUUCUUACUUUGAGUAUAGGAUUAGUAAAGGAAACAAUAAAAGUAAAAUUGCCCUUUCUCUCCAUUCGUGUCUUCUCAUCUCUCCCUGGCAAAAGACCGUGAAAAUCUACCUUCCAGACUCACAGGAAAGAACAAUAUCUUUCUCAUUGGAUAGCUAGGCACUCCAAAACCCUGUUAUUUCUAGUCAUAAGCUAAACAUCGCUGCUGCAGAGAAACCAUUAGCUCUGCAGUGAAACAUAACAGAGAGACCAUUACAUUAGCAAUGAAAUCUCACAGCAUUUUACACUUGUGACACACUACCGGGUUCACACAGGGGAGAAAGUUUCAAUAAGCUGCAUGCUGGAUAUUUGUCUAUCACUGUUGCUAAAGCUAUUUUGAGAGUGACUAUCAGUGCUGAACUCUACAAUUAUUGCUGCUGCUCACCGCAUCCAGUUCUGGGCAUGGGAGGAGUUUCUUCUACUGCAUAUUCACCUUCAAUGGGACUGGAGUUUAAUAUUGACUGGGGUGGAGUGUGGCCAGUGAAGAACUGGAGCUUUGAAGCUUUGGCUCAAGUCGUUUUGGCAGAUGGAUUGUGCAAUCAAGUCAAUCAAGAUUUGAAUAGCUCCUGGAGGCUGCGCUUGUCUGUGAAUGGAGUAACAUCAGUUUCUGAGCUGCUCCUAAUUUUGUCCCUUUCCGCCUAGUUUAAACCGAAUUUAAUAUCUUCAUUUGCAGAUUCUUGAAGGGGAACAAUGUGUCUUUGAGGAGUGGGAAGUACUUGUCUGAACCUAGUGAUAAAGGCAACGGGAAAGGAAAGAUGCAACAGGAAGGAUCUGAUGAAAUGCCAUUGUGGGCUGAAGAUAUGGCUUGGAAACAGUUCACUUAAAGACUAACUUGAAAAGAAUGGUAAUGAAAUGAUGUCAUUUCUGGGAAAACUUAAUGAUCUGG
Hypanus sabinus (Atlantic stingray) is the source of this 4226-nucleotide messenger RNA. RefSeq names its product gastrula zinc finger protein XlCGF26.1-like. Bases 946 to 2877 code for a protein of 643 amino acids. The transcript has 2 exons. The record is from RefSeq and is a predicted model, not a curated record. Lineage: Eukaryota; Metazoa; Chordata; Chondrichthyes; Myliobatiformes; Dasyatidae.